CACGCACACACACCCGGAAGGCUCGGCAGUCAGAGAGAGAGAGGGCAGCAUGAACCGCUUUAAGACCUCCAAAUUCAAAAACACCACUCCGAAAAUCCCCAAGAAAGAUGAGUGGAUCAACAAUGUCCGCGCCGGUUCCUUCUCCUCCCAGGGGAACCACAUCAAAGCCAGCUCCAAGCUUGUGGCCUUCAACACCGAUCAGGCUGGUGGAGGUUUGCUGGGCCUGUCUUCAGUCAAACCCGGUGCAGAUGGCCAAUGGACAGUCGCUCAGAUUUCCUGCCACUCUGAUUUAAUAACCGAUAUGGACUUUUCACCUUUCGAUGAGAAUCUGCUGGCAACAUGCUCCGGAGAUGAAAUGGUGAAGCUGUGGCGUCUGUGUGAUCCAGAGCUGGAGCAGCCCAGCAGCCCCGAGCUGACCCUGCAUCCAGGGCAGGGCCGGCUGGAGCUGGUGCUCUUCCACCCCACCUCCUCUGGGUUACUGGCUGUCGGCAGCGCCAAGUCUCCUCUGAUUUGGGACACCAGCCGCCAGGACGCACCCUUAGCAGUUCUGGAGCAGCACGGUGACCAACUGCAGAGUCUGAGCUGGAAACGGGACGGCUCUCUGCUGGCCUCCUCCUGCAAGGACAAGAUGUUGCGAGUUUUUGAUCCCAGAGCCCAGCUGACACCUGUUCAGAGUGCCAAGAGUCUCCAGAGCAACAAGGACUCACGCAUCCUGUGGGCCAAAGACGACUUUCUACUGACCACCGGCUUUGAUAUGAGCCGGAGCCGAGAGGUGAGGCUGUGGGACAGCAGGAAGCUGAGCUCGUCUGUCGGCUUCGCGUCACUCGGCACUUCCAGCGGGACGCUGAUCCCUCUGUUUGAUGAAGACACUGGUUUGCUCGUGCUGGCCGGACUGGGAGACACGGUGAUGGAUUGCUUCGAAGUCUCUUCCUCGGAGCCGCUCCUCUCUCCAGUGAGCCACUGUCUCGUGGAUCACCCGACCCGAGGCGCCGCCGUGGUUCCCAAACUGUCGUUGGACGUGAUGUCCUGCGAAGUGAUGCGUGUGCUGCAGCUGACGGACGGCUGCAUCGUGCCGGUCAGCUAUCAAGUCCCUCGCAAGCGUUCGGGCCAGGAGUUCCAUGACGAUCUUUACCCAGACACAGUGGGUGCUACUCCCUCCAUGUCUGCAGAGGAGUGGUGGCAGGGAGGGAACAAGCAGGUGGAGAAAGUCAGCAUCAACCCAGACCGACAGCCCAAACCAAAGGCUGCAGCGGUAAAACAGAUGCCUGCAAAGAAGGAGGUGGUCAGUGUGGGGAGCAAAGAGGAUCCGGCUCGUGGCUGCUCCAGCUCCAGCAGUCCUCUGACGACUCCCAGCAGCAGCGCAGAGCCGUCCCGCUCUCCCUCCUCCAACUCCGGCCUCUCCUCAGGCUUCCUCCCCAGCCCCAGUGCCAACCAGAGUGCCAAGGCCAUCCAGGGCCUGAUGGGGCCGACCUCCAAGUUCCGCCACAUCCAGGGUGCGGUGAUGCACCGGGACACGCACAUCACUAACAUACGUGGUCUCAACCUGACCACGCCGGGCGAGUGUGACGGAUUCUGUGUCAACCGCCAACGCUUGGCAGUGCCGCUCGCCAUCUCUGGGGGCCAGAUCGCCAUCUUUGAGCGCUCUCAGCCUGGCAGGCAACCAGACACCAAUCUGCCCACCAUCCAGAACUCUGUGAAUGUGGCCGACUUCUCUUGGGACCCCUUCGACACACACAGGCUGGUCGUAGCUGGUGAUGAUGCUAAGAUCCGGGUGUGGCAGGUACCAGAGGGAGGACUGAAGGAGACCCUGACUGAGCCUGAGCUCAUUUUGCAAGGCCACACAGAGAAGAUUUACUCAAUCAAGUGCCACCCUCUGGCCAGUGGAGUCCUGGUGUCGUCCUCCUACGACCUCACAGUCAGACUGUGGAACCUGGAGAGCGGAGAGCAGGUCAAAAUCCUCACCGGGCACCAGGAACAGGUUUUCAGUAUGGCGUGGAGCCCAGACGGGAAGCUCCUGGCCACAGUGUGUAAAGAUGGGAAAGUUCGUAUCUAUGACCCUCGCAAGUCCACUGCACCUGUUCAGGAAGGUCCUGGUCCCGACGGCCCCAGGGGAGCUCGUAUACUGUGGGUGUGCGAGGGCAAGUACCUGCUGGUGUCAGGAUUUGACAGUCGCAGUGAUAGACUCCUCUGCCUGUACUCCGCUGACUCCCUGUCCUCCGGAGCCGUCGCCAGCACCCAGGUCGACAUCUCCCCCUCCACGCUCAUCCCUUUCUAUGACCCCGACAACAGCGUAGUCAUCCUCACUGGAAAGGGUGAUACUCGAGUGCACGUUUAUGAGAUCGUCACUGAGGAGCCGUACUUUAUGGAAUGCAGCAGUUUCAUGUCUCCAGAGCCGCUGAAGGGCUUGGCCUUUCUCCCAAAGACGGAGUGCAGUGUGCGUGAGGUGGAGAUAGCUGUAGGUCUGAUGCUCACCAAGACAGCUGUAGAGCCCGUCGCCUUCAGAGUGCCACGGGUCAAGAAAGAGUUUUUCCAGGAUGAUGUGUUCCCUGACACGGCAGAAUGCUGGAAACCGGCCCUGACCGCCUCCGCCUGGCUGUCCGGCUCCAACGGCAAACACAACAAGAUCAGCCUGAAGCCAAAAGACAUGACACCAGUGAGCGAAGCCCCCAAAGAGGCUCCGGUGAGGAAAUACAUGCCCUCGUCUUUCUACCUGGAGGAGAAGACAGACGAACAGAAGAAAGAUGAGCUGCUCAGUGCCAUGGUGGCCAAGCUGGGGAACAUGGACGAGCCGCUGCCACAGGAGUCGUUCGAAGGGGUCGACGAGGACGAGUGGGAUGACUAAAGGGGGGGGUGUUGUCUCGCCUCUGGUUCAAGCGUGGUGCCAACAAGCGGCGUGGAGAGGGACCAGUCUUGUGCAGCAGUGCCACUCAGAACGCCUCAGCCUACCGCACAAAUAAUAAAAUACUGCACAAUGUGAACAAAUCUUCAGCCAAGUCGACCAAUAACACACCUCCUGACAGGAUCACUGUAUGUAUCACGAUAUCCAUUCAGGUUUGAAAAAAAAUCAAAUGUCACAAUGUGUAGCUCAUGUUGAUCAAAUCAAACUUAAUGAAAUGUGAUAUGCCAAUUUUUUUUAUCGGGGAUUAUUAGAUGCUACAAAAAUUACUCUGGGAUGAAUUUGAUUUAUAGUAGCUUUCCAAUGAUUAUGUAAACUGCAAAAUUAUGUCACACUGUUACUGAUAUUUAGGAGGGGGGGUUGUUUUCUCAUGUGGGAUUAAUAGAAAUGAUGUGUCAGAAAGGUUCAAACAUAUUUCUGGUCAGUGCAAGGUGACUUCAAAGCAAUAAUACUUCUGCUUUAGGCUACACUCUCAGAAAAUGAAAACCAUAGACUGUAAAUAAAGAUGGACGACGUGUCUCAACUUCCUUCCACUAUAAAAAAAAUGAGGCCAAAAUCUCCCAGAGAGCAACACCCCCAUCUUGGGCGAUCAAGACAUUUCGGCUUCAUGUCGUCCAUCUUCUUAUACAGACUAUGGACUACAAACAAUGAUAUUAAAAUAAUUGAUCGAUUAAUUGAAUAAUUGCGGAGUAUUUUAUUCUUGCUCCUGUUUGUGUCUGUGGUCAAUGGCCAUGUUUUAAGCAUGAUAACACAUUCUCAGUCGUUGUGAUAUAAAUAACAAUGGCGCCCUCUUGUGUGAGGACACCUCGUGUAUCGUGUGCAACCUCGUAAUCUUUGUGGACAUUUGUCUCCACGGUGGACCACUCGCUUGCUUCUUCUCGUCACAAUGUGUCUAUAAAAAAAUGUAAUGUUGCAAAAAAAAUGAAGAAAUAAUAUGUGAGCAUCUCAAAAACACCUUGUCUUCCUGUUGAGUCAGGACACACACACGCAGACACACACACAGACACACUAUAACUGUAACAUGUUCAAGCCUUCAACAGCAAAAACCCCACAGGGGAAACCACAGGGUCCCCAGUGCUCAUGUUUGACCAUGAACUGGAAUUUCUACGUUCACAUUCACGUUUCCUUGUUAGCAAAUGUUAACAUAAAUAUGUGAUACUGUAUUUGUGCCAGUUGGAUUUGAAUGUUUUGCCUUCCAGGAAUAGUGUUAUGUAUAAGUAAGGGUUAAAGGUAAAUAAAAAAAAUGAAAUGUUGUUAUGCAUUGGAGCCAAACCACCUCCUUUUUUAACAGGUGAUUCUUUUCUUUUUUCCUCUGGAUGGUGGCGUUUUAUAAUCUAAUCUUUCUCUUUGGAAUUCUGUUUGUUUUUCAGACUGUUCUGGAGAUAAUCCUCACAGAAUUAGCUAUUUUUCUUAUCUUAGUAGCAAGUAAUCAUGGUGUUUAAUAAACAAUGACAUUACAGUAUUGAUAACGUAUACAGCCAUAACAGCCAUCGUGUUAUUUCUAAUCAGGGCUCUAGCAAUAUCGUCAAUAAUCCAGGCGGAGUUUGUUUACGACCUCUGAUGGACCGAAGUAACCCGACCAGUUCAGCCAUGCGUGAUCGUGCACAUCCUGUUGUACACGUGAACUGCAGGUGUUGUCAGUGCUUGUGCAGCGUAAACUGUGUGUGCUUGUGAUAUUUGGGUUGGUUAGACUUGCCUUCCAUUGUGUUUUAAAAGAUCUUCCUUUUUAUACAGUGAAUAAAGGGGUGUUGUUGUUUUUUUUGUAUCACUUGAGUAAAGGUUUGUGGUUUUUUUCCAAUCUUGUCUUUCAAUAAACACCUUUUGCAAUCAUU
This is a messenger RNA of Limanda limanda (common dab), 4728 nucleotides long. RefSeq names its product coronin 7 (gene coro7). Gene Ontology annotation, molecular function: protein binding. NCBI's taxonomy places the organism in Eukaryota, Metazoa, Chordata, Actinopteri, Pleuronectiformes, Pleuronectidae. The record is from RefSeq and is a predicted model, not a curated record. Bases 50 to 2842 code for a protein of 930 amino acids. The transcript has 28 exons.